AUGAGUGUGCAUUCACGUGUAUACAAAAACAAGACGAAUAGACGUAUUUGAAAGUGUAUUUCAAAUAAGAAUGAACAAAUCUAGUGAAAGGUUUGUAAAUUAAGUGCAUAUCGGUACGGUAGGUUGACCCCUCAAUGCAUUAAAACGCGUUAUGAAAGGGAAAAAAACUACAUCAACCAUAAAGCUGCAAUGGGCGUCAUUUUACGGCAAGCGAAAGAGGAACUGCAGGGCGGGUGCGCGCACGUAAGUGUUGGCAGACAAAGUGCUGAUGAGACAACGAAAGCAUGAACUGUUUCGAUAUAAUUCUACUGCAUCGAUCUCAAGGAUCUGGAAUCAAAGAAGGCAGGACAAUGCCGACAAGGACACAUUAAACGUAGAUGCAAGAUAAAAAAAAAGCUCACACAUUUAGUCAGUAGUGCACCCCAAGGGACAGCAUUUCAGAUCAGAGGGCAUUUAAUAAAGUUAUAUUUGUUUUGUACACUUUUUCAGAGGCAUUGCCAACUAGUAUUCAGCUCAUCAGUCUACUAGCUGGUCUUUGAAAGCCUGCCUCAACCCGCUUCACAUUACUGAAUAUUAUAUCUAGCUUUUAUCCAGGACACUACAGAGGCAAAUAUCAAACAAGGGUCUACCUCAUCAUAAACAGAAAAUCAAAUAAUUCCUCAGUUCUACUGAUGUAAAACCGUUUUAAACAAAACAGCCACGACUUCCUGUCACCGAACACAAUACACUCAAAGAAAGCAAACAUACUGACAUCAUUAUAGUCCAGGAAUUCCCAGGGCAACACAGUGCACAUUCCGUACGGGUCAAGGUUAGGGUCAGGUUCAACACCCUACACACACUCCUCACAGCAUUCCCACAAUCCUCCUCUCCUCUUUCCCCACCCCAACAACAACCGACACUUUCAAUGGAGCAGCGUGGAGCCUGUAUCCCCCAUCCACUCAACGUCAGCUGACUGGCUGACUUCACAUCUCCUACACACGACUGCAUGUCCUCUCUGACAUUACGAAACUCUUCCUUGUGACCUCCGGUCGCCAUGGCGUCAGUGCGCUUCACGGUGACGCCCACCAAGGCCGAGGAUGUGCCGGGGCUGUCGGACACGUCGCCGGACAUCAGCCUGCGCUCCAGCAGCCGCGUCCACUUCGGCUCUCGGGACAGCAUCAGCCGCAGCGAGCCGCAGAGCGAGGGACUCCCGGGGGGCGAGACGCCCGACCACUGCCACUCGGAACAAGGUGAUGGCAAGGUCUCUAGUGUGUACAUCAAUAAUUCCCACGGGCUGGACGAUGAUGACUUCUACGAUAGAAACCUGGCCCUGUUUGAGGAGGAGAUGGACACCCGGCCCAAGGUGUCGUCUCUGCUCAGUCGCCUGGUCAACUACACCAACCUCACCCAGGGGGCCAAGGAGCACGAGGAGGCCGAGUGCAUCGGAGACAAGCGCAAGCCUGGCAAGUCUCCUCAGAUGGGCACGUUCAUGGGCGUCUACCUGCCCUGCCUGCAGAACAUCUUCGGUGUGAUCCUCUUCCUCAGGCUCACAUGGGUGGUGGGCUGCGCCGGGGUCCUGCAGGCUCUUUGCAUCAUCUUCAUCUGCUGCUGCUGUACCCUGCUAACUGCUAUCUCCAUGAGUGCCAUUGCCACAAAUGGAGUCGUACCAGCUGGGGGUUCGUACUUCAUGAUCUCGCGGUCACUGGGCCCUGAGUUUGGGGGAGCCGUGGGUCUCUGCUUCUACCUGGGCACCACCUUCGCAGGGGCCAUGUACAUCCUGGGAGCCAUCGAGAUUCUGCUGCUGUACAUUGCUCCGCGCGUGGCGGUGUUUGUGGCGUCGGACCCAGACGGCGAGCAGGCGGCCAUGCUGAACAACAUGCGACUCUACGGCUCCCUCUGUCUGUUGCUCAUGGCGCUGCUCGUCUUUGUGGGCGUCAAGUACGUCAACAAGCUGGCCUCUGUCUUCCUGGCCUGCGUGGUCAUCUCCAUCCUCUCCAUCUACACUGGCGCCCUCGUCUCCGCCUUCAGCCCGCCCAAGUUCCCGGUGUGUAUGGUAGGUAAGCGCUCCAUCUCCGGCCAUGGGAUCAACCUGCAGCAAGAGUGCAGCAAGACGGUUCAGCUGCCGCCUCCGCCCGAACCGUCGCUCUCACCGGCCAUCACCGAGAUGUCACCGACGGCUACAGCCGGCAGCUACGGCAACCUGUCGCUGUUCGAGGCGGAGAACGGAACGCUGGCCUCGCCCCUGACGACCCGGGCGCCGGUGGAGAGGUUCUCGCUGCUAUGGCAACGUUUCUGCAACAGCAGCUCGGAGGCCAACGCCUCGUGCGACUACUUCCUGCAGAACAACGUCAGCCUCCUAGAGGGCAUCCCCGGACUGGCCAGCGGAGUUAUCAAAGAGAACCUUUGGAGUGCGUACCUCACUAAGGGGGAGGUGCUUGAGCGGGACUCUGGCCCCUCCCCCGACACCGCAGCCCAGCAGCCCAGCCACCUGCCGUACAUCUUCGCCGACCUCACCACCUCCUUCACCGUGUUAGUGGGCAUCUUCUUCCCUUCCGUCACAGGCAUCAUGGCGGGCUCUAAUCGCUCGGGGGAUCUUAAAGAUGCUCAGCGCUCCAUCCCCAUUGGCACCAUACUGGCCAUACUCACUACAUCCUUCGUCUACCUGAGCUGUGUGGUGCUUUUCGGGGCCUGCGUGGAUGGCGUGGUGCUACGAGACAAGUUCGGAGACUCUGUAAAUGGCAACCUAGUGGUGGGCACCCUCUCCUGGCCCUCCCCCUGGGUCAUCGUGAUUGGCUCCUUUUUCUCGACGUGCGGCGCUGGCCUCCAAUCACUGACAGGCGCACCCCGCCUUUUGCAGGCUAUUGCUAAGGACAACAUCAUCCCCUUCCUGAGGGUCUUUGGACAUGGUAAGGCCAAUGGUGAACCCACAUGGGCUCUGGUGCUGACUGCUGUGAUCGCUGAGAUGGGGAUCCUCAUUGCCUCUCUGGACCUUGUGGCACCGAUCCUCUCCAUGUUCUUCUUGAUGUGUUAUCUGUUUGUGAAUCUGGCCUGUGCGCUACAGACGCUGCUCAGAACCCCCAACUGGAGGCCGCGCUUCUCCUACUACCACUGGGCUCUGUCUUUCUUGGGCAUGACUAUUUGCCUGGCACUGAUGUUUAUAUCGUCAUGGUACUAUGCCAUUGUUGCCAUGGCGAUCGCAGGCAUGAUCUACAAGUACAUUGAGUACCACGGGGCAGAGAAGGAGUGGGGUGAUGGCAUCAGAGGUCUGUCUCUCAGCGCUGCCCGCUUUGCCCUUCUCAGACUGGAGGAGGGACUCCCUCACACUAAAAACUGGAGACCUCAGCUGCUGGUGCUGUUGAAGCUGGAUGAGGAUGCCCAUGUGAAAUCCCCGCGGCUGCUGACGUUUGCUGCCCAGCUGAAGGCGGGCAAGGGCCUGACCAUCGUGGGCACCGUCCUCUGCGGAAACUUCCUGCAGAACUAUGGAGAGGCGCUGGCCGCCGAGCAGACUCUGAAGCAUCUGAUGGAGAAGGAGCGGGUGAAGGGCUUCUGCCAGUGCAUUGUGGCCCAGAAGCCCCGCGAGGGCAUUAGUCACAUGAUCCAGUCCAGCGGCCUGGGGGGCAUGAGGCACAACACGGUGGUCAUGGGCUGGCCGGAGGCCUGGAGGCAGAACGAAGAUCCGCAGGCCUGGAAGACCUUCAUCAACACGGUGCGGGUGACCACGGCGGCCCAUCUGGCGCUGCUGGUGCCCAAGAACAUCUCCUUCUUCCCCACCAGCAGCGAGCCCUGCACCGAGGGCACCAUAGACGUCUGGUGGAUCGUACAUGACGGGGGUAUGCUGAUGCUGCUGCCCUUCCUGCUGCGCCAGCACAAGGUGUGGCGUAAAUGUUCCAUGCGUAUCUUCACCGUGGCUCAGAUGGAAGACAACUCCAUUCAGAUGAAGAAAGACUUGGCCACCUUCCUCUACCAGCUGCGGAUAGAGGCCUUCGUUGAGGUGGUGGAAAUGCAUGACAGUGACAUCAGUGCUUACACCUACGAGCGAACUCUGAUGAUGGAGCAGCGUUCCGAGAUGCUCCGGCAGAUGCGCCUCUCCAAGGCCGACCGCGAGAAGGAGGCUCAGCUGGUGAAGGAUCGUAACUCCAUGCUGCGCUUAGCCAGCAUCGGCUCAGAUGAUGAUGACGACACGGAUGGGGGUUCAGGGGGAACAGGAGGAGGAGGAGGAGGAGGAGUUGGUGGGGACAGUGGGGAGCGGAGCAAGGGAGCGGCGUCGGGGGCGGAGAACCAGCGAGUGCACAUGACCUGGACCAAAGAGAGGGCACAGCGGGUCUUCAUGCAGACACAGACAUACACACACUCGGGCUGCAGCACGCCCGAGGGCUUCAGAGACAUGCUCAGCAUUAGGCCGGACCACUCCAACGUACGGCGUAUGCACACAGCAGUGAAGCUCAAUGAGGUCAUCGUCAACAAGUCCCAUGAUGCUCGGCUGGUUCUUCUCAACAUGCCCGGUCCGCCCAGAAACCCCGACGGAGAUGAGAACUACAUGGAGUUUUUGGAGGUACUCACAGAAGGGCUGGAACGCGUCCUAUUGGUCAGGGGAGGAGGAAGUGAGGUCAUCACCAUCUACUCCUGAUUGAAAAGCAAGAGGGAAAUGUCCAUUUUAAUUGCCAACAGUGAGGGAGUGAAAGGGAGGUGUAACUAGCAGGGGAUGCCCCCCCCCCCCCCUCAAAUAAUCAAAACCCAACCCACAGUAUGGACAACUUUCAUUUGCCAUAGUUAUUGCACACACACACCCCCCCCCAGCUGGUCCAUAACCUUUUGGCCAUUAUUGCUGUCUCCUCUUACCAAUCCUUGUAAGAACACUUGAGAACAUUUAAAAAAGCCAAUCCACACCCCAUACCAUCCCAAUUCACCCCCUCAAAACAAGCAGUGUCUGAGUGUUAACAUUCGUUUUAUGUGCUGUUUGUGGACGUAGGCGUGUGUGUGUGUGUGUGUGUGUGUGUGUGUGUGUGUGUGUGUGAGAGAGAGAGUAUAUGCAUGGGUGGUGUAGGCCUAUGAGUGUAUCCUUUAAAGUAGUUGAUUGAAGGUGAGGUAAGAUUGAAGGAAAAUCAGGGACCAGUUGUGAGAUGACAGACAAAAGGGGGGUAUUGUGUGUGUGUGCGCGCAUGUGUGGUAUCUGUGGGGUGCGGUGUCGUGGACCAAUCGAUUAAACCACAUAAAACACAGUGGAACGGGGUGUGUGUUCCAUUGGAUUGACUCAGGAGUAGCUUCAGUAGGUUUGAUAUUGGACCUGGUGUGACCGUGUUUGUGUGUGUGUGUGCGUGUGUGUGUGUUUGAGCUAGUUUGGGGGUAGUAGUAUAUGUCGAGCCAUCAAUGUCAGCUCUGUGCACAGCUCUGUCAUCAAGAGGAAAAGACUGUGUUUUUGGUUGGUUUUUAGGUUAUGAGUGAAACAAAUGUGUGUGUGUGUGUGUGUGUGUGUGUGUGUGUGUGUGUGUGUGUUGCCCAAAAGGCAGUGGGGACAUUUUCUUUUUGAAAAGGGUAACAGUGUUGUAGCAAUAUAGAUCUGGCCUUGUUGCACAUUGGACCACAAUAGAGAGGACCAUCACAAAGCAUGCUGUUAAGUGUUCAAACUGUGGUCUGCAAAAUGUGUGUGUGUGUGUGUGUGUGUGUGUGUGUGUGUGUGUGUGUGUGUGUGUGUGUGUGUGUGUGUGUGUGUGUGUGUGUGUGUGUGUGUGUGUGUGUGUGAGAGAGAGAGAGCGAGGUAGUGAAAUUGCUUGUAUAAUCCAUAAUGGGCACAGUUAUCUGUGCACUGCUAUUUUCCUCGCUUGACACUUUCGCGGUCCUGUGCUGUUAAAUCCACCACCAAAACUAUACCUCCUUUGCCAUCGUCUCCUGGUGUCUCCUGCUUUGUGUGUGUGUGUGUGUGUGUGUGUGUGUGCGCGCGCUCGUGUGGGUGUGUGUCAGCUGCCUACAGCAUCGCUUGUGAACUCCGCUCAUAAACUAGAUAAAGAGGAGUGGGAAGGGGUCAUUUAUUCCACGAACCUUCGCGUCUCAGUGUUGUUCAUUUCAUGUGCAGGGACUGUAUUUUUUUCUUUGUUUCUUGGCUUGUAUAUACACAAGGAUGUCCCAGGUUUUAUCUUUUUUUUUUUUUAAUGCCAUCAGUUGAAAAUUGACAACUGCUUGAGAACUGGGAAUAAACAAUUUUGUGAAGAAA
Messenger RNA from Clupea harengus (Atlantic herring), 6187 nucleotides. It is a transcript of the gene slc12a6, whose product is annotated as solute carrier family 12 member 6. Gene Ontology annotation, molecular function: potassium:chloride symporter activity. The record is from RefSeq and is a predicted model, not a curated record. Lineage: Eukaryota; Metazoa; Chordata; Actinopteri; Clupeiformes; Clupeidae. Gene Ontology annotation, biological process: cell volume homeostasis; potassium ion homeostasis; chemical synaptic transmission. Gene Ontology annotation, cellular component: plasma membrane.